CCCCCUCAGCGGAAGCGCGGUUAUUCCUGUUUGUUCGAUGGAGACAGAAAAGUGACGGUGUGAUGGAGGUGGACAUCCUGGAGUUCAAGGUUCCCGUGGACAACAAUAAGACUCUGUUUGUGUGGGACAUCCAGCCGUCUCACACUGAGGACCAGAUCUACGAGGGGUUGUACAGCGUGUUUUCGUCCUACGGUCCUCUCUACCUGCUGAAGGUGUGUCCUAACGCUCCGCUCAACCCGCCUGGUUUCUACGCCCUCAUCAAGUUCUACUCUGCUGCUCAGGCCUUAAAGGCUCAACGACAGACUGACGGACGCCCGCUGUUCCAGAACUCUCCACUCAAGGUGAGGCUGAGCUCCAAACAGACUCCUCACUUCCUAUUGGACAGCAGCAGACCUCUGAGCCACGCCCGCUGCCUUGAACUGGCCAAUCACUGCCUGGGAUUUAAUGGCUGGACCUCUGACAUCAUCACACUGAAGGAGCUCACCAAUGAAGAAGAAGGUGAGGAGGAGGAGGAGGAGGGAGGAGGAGGAGUCAGACGGAGGAGGCUGAGAUUUGGCUGUCUGCUGCAGCUGUCCUUCCCUCAUCACGGUCAGGUGACCAGAGCAGCAGCCGUGGUGGAGGACAGCUUUACCUGCACAGGUGAGGACAGCUUUACCUGCACAGGUGAGGACAGCUUCACCUGCGCAGGUGAGGACAGCUUCACCUGCGCAGGUGAGGACAGCUUGACCUGCACAGGUCCAGAUGUUCUGAUACAGAAACGAUGUCGACUACAGAAGCAGGUCAGAGAGAAGGCUCUGGUCCAGGCCUUCACUGCUGUGCUGCUCAUAUUACUGGGAAAUGGUAAAGUGAUGGUGGAGGUGAAACAGACAUCAGAUCAGUUCCUACCUGAGCAGACUGAAGGAGUCCUCCAGGUAAACUCACCUGUCUUCAGCCGCCUGUGUCCAAGCUCUGAUUGGUCAGUUAGAGGUUAA
Epinephelus lanceolatus (giant grouper) is the source of this 971-nucleotide messenger RNA. The record is from RefSeq and is a predicted model, not a curated record. NCBI's taxonomy places the organism in Eukaryota, Metazoa, Chordata, Actinopteri, Perciformes, Serranidae.